Molecule: messenger RNA, 4113 nt
Organism: Gordionus sp. m RMFG-2023
Lineage: Eukaryota; Metazoa; Nematomorpha; Gordioida; Chordodea; Parachordodidae
Product: ras-related protein Rab-37-like
Exons: 10
Coding region: 3328-4062 (244 amino acids)
Biological process (GO): regulation of exocytosis; protein secretion; protein localization to plasma membrane
Cellular component (GO): endosome; trans-Golgi network transport vesicle; synaptic vesicle
Molecular function (GO): GTP binding; GTPase activity
Source: RefSeq, a predicted model, not a curated record
UGUAACUUCCAUAAGAAACAAUCAAAUUUCGGCCUCAAGUUGGUGGAAUGCAUUUUGCCCACCUUGCCCAUUAAGAGAAGUCGCUAAUAUUUUACUAACAUUUCCUAGUUCGACUUCUUCUUCUGAAAGAAAUUGGUCGGUUUAGGGCAAUAUUCACACGAAAAACAGAAAUAGAUUAAAGGCUUCUACAGCAGGAAAAUUAGUAAGAGUGUAUCAUAAUUUAAGAUUGAUUAAAAAUAUUAAAGAAAAUAAUGAUAUUGAAUAUGAAUCGGAACAAGACUCUGCCACGGAGGGUGAAACAUUGACUAUAGAAUGAAUUAAAAAAUAUUAUGAUAUUUAUUAUUAUACAUAGAUUUAUUAUAAUAUUAAAUGCAAAAUUAAGUUAAUAUUGGUGUAAAAAACAUUUAUUUGAAUUUGACCAUAUUUGACCGUAUUUGACCAUAUUUGACCGGUCAAAUAUCGGUCAAUUGACCAAAUUGUAUUUGACCGGUCAAAUGCACAACCCUGCUUUUUUUAUUUUAUGAAAAACCUAAAAAUUAAAAUCUGGAACCACUUCAAACAGCUGGUCAGGCGUCGGGUUUCUGGUAAACAAGAAAAUUCAUAAUCAUAUAAAUAAGUUUACACCUAUCUCAGAGAGAUGCGGGCUACUAUACAUCAACACAAACUAUAGGCAAACAAUACUGGUAAACAUCUACGCACCUCCAAAUAGGAGAGACAGGUUACUCUUCCUUGACGAUCUGGAAAACAUAAUCAAUACCUUACCCAGAAGAUAUAACAUAAUCUUGUUAGGUGAUCUAAAUACCAGGAUUGGUUUGGAGGAGAUCUAUAAAAGGAACAACACUAUUGGAAAUGCAGCCCUCGCACAACCCAAUGGGGAUGAGAGUCGGAUAUUGCUUAACUUAUGUAGCAGUAACAAUCUUAAAAUCGAAAAUACUUUCUUCUCUCAUAGGGAGAUAAAUACACUCACCUUUAAAAGGGGAAAUUACAUUUCGCAGAUAGACUUCUUUAUCUCAAAUGUCCAUGGCUGGUUCAAAGAUGUAAUAGCCAUGACGAGUGUAAACUUAUCCGAUCAUAAAAUGAUCAAAGCAAAGAUUUUGGUGAAGAAUUUAUGGGAUAUCUCAAUCAGAUCAAAUAACAUUCUCAACCAGCCUGCUACACUCCGAAGGCGAAAUAUUUAUUACUUACAAAUACCAGAGAUCAGAGAACUUUUUGACCGCAGACUAUGUGAGAAGGCUACAAUUUUUGAAAGCAUAUCCCAGGCUAAAACAGUGGAAGAAUGCUGGAUGAUCUUUAAAUGUGACAUUCAUGAGGCAAGCAAGGUAUUAGCAAGAAACAACUCUCUCGGAAGGAAUGAAUGGAUAUCCACCACUACUAUGAUAAAAAUUGAGGAGGUCCGUUUAAAAGGCCACUUUGAUAAAGAAUUGUGGAAAUCUAUACAGAGAUUGCUUAGAAGUGACAGAAGAAUUUUUACGGUCAGGAAAGCACACGAGAUUGAUGCAGAUAUGAGAGGAAACAGGCUUUUUGAUGCCUACAGCAAACUCAAAUAUUUUUGCAAAUCCAAAAUUUUCAAAAAACUCCCUUCCAUUCGACUGGAAAAUAACAAAGUUAUAAUCGACCAGGAUGAUCAAUUGGCGCUUUGGACGGACCACUACAUGAGGAUCUUCGAAUCCAGGAAACCGACAAGCGUACUAUCUGAUUUCCAAGCCACACCUCAAUUUCUCAACACCUCAAUAUACCUCUCAGUUCUCACUAAUCGAAAUUUCUUCUGCACUUAAAAAACUUAGGAAUUACAAAGCUCCUGGCCCAGCUGGUGAGCAUCUUAAAGCAACAUCGGAGGCAGUACCACGUUUCCUGCAAAUCAUCUUUAAUAAUAUUUGGUCCACAGGGGUGACACCGAAGGACUGGAAUCUAUCCACCCUUUGCAACUUCCCUAAAAUUUCAAAUCCCACUAAAUUUGGAGAUUACAGGGCAAUAGCACUCACCUCUACUGCUUCUAAAAUAUUUAUGAUCCUCCUCAAGUUUCACAUUUUACAAACAUCGCAAAACCUCUUCGCCAAGUAUAUCUGCGCCUAUCGCCCAGGCAAAAACAUUAUGGAGCCUUUUCUUGCUCUUAAAAUCAUCAUUCAUAAAUGUGAUAGAUAUAAACUACCUUUCUUUUUCACUUUUAUCGAUUUUAAACAGGCGUUUGAUAAUGAUAAUCAUGAUGCACUUUGGAAGAUUCUAUCAGAAGUUGGGGUUGACACAAACAUAAUCAAGAUAUUACGGCACCAUUAUAACAAUUUGCUUACCUCAUGCAGAAUAAACAAUAAAAUCUCUCCACCGUUUAGGAUAAAAAAAGGAGUGAAACAAGGCUGUGUUCUCUCGCCAAUCCUCUUCAACAUAGUUAUGAAUAAGAUUUUAAAAGAUACUUUAGACGCUGCAAACCUGUUGGAACUAAACUUAUAUCCGAAUAAGUACAAUCUAGAGAACAGGAUUAUAUCCUACGCCGAUGAUGUGGUAAUCAUCACCAAGGAUUUAGAGGAAACCUCCAAUCUUUUUCAUUUGUUGAAAUUGGUGAGCUCGAAAGUCGGGCUAGAAAUAAACUUCAAGAAAACCAUGAUUAUGUUAGCAAGACACACGUCUCCCAUAGAAAGUAUCGAUGUUGGGUCUGAGGUGAUUAAGGUGGUUACCCAAAUAAAAUAUCUAGGAAUUACCCUAGAUAAUAGAGGGGGCUGUAUAGAAGAACUCAGGAUAAGAAUACAAAAAGCUAAAGUAGCUUUUUACAAGUACUUCAAGUUAUGGAAGACAAGGGAGAUACCUGCCUUCACAUGACUACGUAUCUUUAAUUCCACUGUUAUUCCCAUUCUAUUAUAUGGCUGUGAAACAUGGGAAAUAAGCAAAGCUGAUAAUAGGAAAUGUCAAACGUUUAUCAACAAGUGUUUAAGGAUAAUUAACGGCAUUUUCUACCCCAGACUAAUAUCGAACGAAAGGUUAUGGAAACAAUCAAAACAUAUUCCUUUCCAUAUCAUACUAAAGAAAAAACGAAUUAAUUUCUUAGCGCACAUUCUGAGACACCCCAGCUGAAAUUUGGUUCAUGAUGCUUUAACUUGGCUUUUUACCUGUAAAGGUAAAUCAUAUAGCAGAUACAAAACAUUAUGGCUCCACCGGGUAUUGAAAGAUGUUGCUGGCCUGAACUUAAACUGGAAACAGUUCACCAGACUAAACAAAAAUAAAAAAUCUAUCAAAAGCUUCUUAAGGUAAAAUGUGCGUACCUGAGAUGAUAUCCCCUAUCCGUUACUUCACCCUUACCCACAACUAUACCCUUCCUCUUCAGCCACCUCAAAAAUUAUGCUACUGGGAGAUUCGGGUGUUGGAAAAACGUGUCUUCUCGUAAGAUUCAAAGAAGGAAGUUUUUUGGGGGGCAAUUUUAUGACUACAGUUGGAAUCGAUUUUCGGGCUAAAAAAAACUGUCGAUCGCAUAACCUAAUUCUAGUAAAAUACAUGAGUAAAACUAUAGAAGUGGAGAAUGAAAAGGUGAAAUUACAGAUAUGGGACACUGCCGGACAAGAACGGUAUAGAAGUAUAACUCAUGCAUAUUAUCGUGAUGCACAUGCUUUGCUACUGUUGUACGAUGUUAGCUGUAAAAGUUCAUUCGAUAACAUUCGUGCUUGGUUGAUUGAAAUCAAACAAUACGCUUCUCCAGAAGUGGUUUUACUAUUACUAGCCAAUAAGAGUGAUGUUUCCUCGUCAUUUCGAAAAGUAAAUAAAGAUGAUGGUAUUAGAAUAGCUAAGGAGAAUAACGUAUAUUUUAUGGAGGUCAGUGCUAAGACGGGAUAUAAUGUUCAAGAUGCAUUUUUAUUCGUGGCAAAAUGUUUGCUUAAUAAGAGUCGAGAUCCUACGAGCCAUAUCAAUAUGCUUCCGCAUCUUCACAAUAAAUCACGCAAAUUAUCAUCUCACACGAACGACUCUUUAACUCGCAAGAGAAAAUCGUCCUACACUAUAUAUGGGCAAAGACUGGAAAAACGCAGGUCGAAGUCCCGGCAAAAGAGGGGUCUGGGGGCGAAGUCCCCAAAAAUUUAUUAAUCUUCCUUAGGAAAAUCCUGGCUACGCCAAUAAAUUAAUUUAUAGUUCGUG